CAUAAUUUAGAACAACUAGAAAACAAAAAACACAACAACUUGAAGUCUUGAACAAAUAAUCAAACAGGAAACCACAUUUGCGUCACAUAGGCCUACCCUAAAAUUGUAAUGAUGAUGAUUAAGACGAUGUCGGCGAUGAUGAUAAUUCCUAUGACGAAAAUGCUAUGCUUUUCCAACCAAUAUCCUAAAAAUAUACGCUAAUUUAUUUUUUAAUCAAGAUUUGAGAGAUGUCGAGAAUAAUUUGCAGUUUAAAAAAAAAAAAAAAAAAAUGAAGUGCCAUUACUCUCUUUCCAAAGUGUUUACUUUAAUAGUGGUAGUUUUUUUUGACAAAAUGUUGUUAUUGUGGAUUUUUUUUUCUUCCCCUCUCCCGAUUAGCGAUAGAACACUGAAGAUUUGACUGAACACAUUAUUAAAACAUCAUAGACAAGUCGCAGGAUUUUCCAAAGGCAGUAAAAAAUUGUUUUUCCAGAUCAGAAACUGAUAAAUAACAGUGCACUUGCAUUAGGCCUACAGAGGCAAGGGAAGAAAUAAAGAAAGAAAUAUCAAUUAUCAAAAUAACAUGUAGAUCGAAUUCUACUGGGAAGCAAUUUGAUUUCAAGGCCUAACGUGUACCCGAGAUGUUUCCUUUUUCUAUACUUUUGAUGCGCGCCCACCAUCGGGCGGAAUUAGGGCGGGUCUAGGCGGAAUUAGGCAAGGAAAAUGCCUCACGCAGACGGCGCGCUACGGACAAUCGCUUAUGAUUUCGGGCGUAAAAAUGGCAUAGCUAGAUUUGCUAGAAUUUCGGCAACAAAUUGGUAUACAUUAGCGCCUGUAUAAUUCAUUUUCAGAGAAGUUAUCUGAGAAAAACUGCCCAUCGGGCGGAAACCGGGCAGGGUACGGUACGUCCCUAUAUAUAGCAGCUAUAGCCUUUUGGCAUCCCAUACAACAGGACAACAAUUAGCAAAUUAACGACGUUGAUUUAUAAAACCUUGUCCUUGGACCUUCUUUUCUGUAUUUGGUCGUGAAAGCUCAGGAUCACUAAAGGGUUAUCUUUCCUGAAUACGGAUAAAGAAGGGUUGGAGACGGGAAGCCAAGAUGAGUGAAAUCAAGGUUCUUGAAGAGCCCCUGACAGGAUUCCAGGUCUUUUUCUUGAAGAUAGAGGAUACAGAAGAUGAGGAAGGUGAGGUGACCAGAGACCCAUCAAGAAUACACGAUGAUAUCCUCAACCUGCAGUUUAGCUGUCGGGAUGGAAGUUUUAGUCAAGAAAUUUCAGGAGAGGAUAGGGAAGAGGAGAUCAAGACAAGUAACGUGGCAGAGCCUCAAGCUGGAAACCCCACAAGAUCAAAUCAGCAGCUGUCAGGACAUGGUGAAGAAUUGGACGAAAGGAGAUGUAUGAAGCCAGAAACACAGGGUGAGGUCUCAAGAAAAGGCAGCUCAACUGUUCUGCCAAAUGCUGAAGCAAUGACCAAUUGUGAUUCAUCUCAAAGAGACUUCAGGAGCAUGAUUAAUAAAUCUAGUUCAAAUGAUGUUUCAGUUCAAGAAAGCGAUUUGCUAAAACAGCCUCCAACAGCAGUGGACAGAGUGGGUGCUUCAUGUUCCUAUAGGCCUGAGCAUGAAGGGAUGAACAAACAAAGAGAAAGCCUACCGGAAAAGCAGUGUUCUGAUGGUGAUGAAAGAGUUGCAAACACUGACAGCGCAAUAGACAUGGUAUCUAACAGAAGAGAAAAGCGGCAUCAGUGUUCUGUUUGUAACAAAAAAUUCUUAUUCAAGAGUAAGCUAACAACACACAGCAUGAGCCAUAGUGGAGAAAAGCCUUUCCAGUGUUCUGUUUGUAACAAAAAGUUCAUAUUCAAGAGUGGGUUAAAAAAACACAGUAGGACCCAUGGUGGAGAAAACUAUUUCCAGAAAUUUCAGUGUUCUCAUUGUAACAAUAGGUUCACAACGAAGUUUGGCCUCCACAGACAUAAGCAAUCCCAUAAAGGAGAAAACCCAUUCCACUGCUCUCAUUGUAAUAUGAAGUUCUCGCUGAAAAGUUAUCUGUUAUCUCAUUUGAAAAGCCAUUCAGGGAUAAAGCCAUUCCAGUGUUCUAUUUGUAGCAAACAGUUUUUAGGGCAGAAAAGUCUAACAUACCACCUGAAAUUUUGUGAUAAAACACAACACAUAGGAGGAAAUACUAACUAUGACUGCUCUGUUUGUAACAAAAUAUUCUCUGUCAAGCAAAAUCUAAAAAGACACAUGUUGACCCAUAGUGGAGAAAAGCCCUUCCGGUGUUCUGUUUGUAACAAAGGUUUAUCAAGUAAGAGUAUGCUAGAUAUGCAUAUGAGAACCCAUACAGGAGAAAAGACAUAUCUUUGUUCAGUUUGUAGCAGACAAUUCAUAUGGAAGACCAGUCUAAAGUAUCAUAUGAAAACCCGUUGUGGAGAAAAGCUGUUUCAUUGUUCUGAUUGUAACAAAAGGUUCUCUACUGAGGACUACCUAAACAUGCAUAUGGAAACCCAUACAAGAGAAAAGCCAUUCCAGUGUUCUCAUUGUGAUAAGAAAUUCAUGCUAAAAAGUUAUCUGUUAUCUCAUAUCAGAUCCCAUACAGGAGUAAAAGCAUAUCAUUGUUCUGUUUGUAGUCAACAGUUCAUGUGGAGGAGAAGUCUAGCACGCCACAUUGUAAUCCAUGAUGUAGAUAAUCCAAGUCCAUGCUCCGAGUGUGGAAAAGUGUGUCUAAGCAAGUCUUCUCUCACCAAGCAUAUGAAAACCCAUACGAAGGAAAAGUCAUAUCAGUCAUCUCAGUGUUCUGUUUGUAACAGCAAGUUCUCAUGCAAGAGUGAGCUAAGAAGACACAUGAGGACCCAUAUUGGAGAAGAGCCUUUCCAGUGUUCUGAUUGUAACAGAAGGUUCUCACGAAAGGGUUACCUAGAUAUGCAUAUGAGAACCCAUACAGGAGAAAAGCCAUAUCUUUGUUCAGUAUGUAGCAGACGAUUCAUUUCGGAGACUAGGCUAACAAACCAUAUGAAAACCCAUGGUGGAAAAAGGUUUCAUUGUCCUGAUUGUAACAAAAGGUUCUCAUUCAAGAGUGAGCUAUCAAGACACAUGUUGACCCAUAGUAGAGAAAAACCUUUCCAGUGUUCUCAUUGUAGCAAAUGGUUCUCAAGAAAGGGUGACCUAAACAGGCAUAUGAAAAGCCAUGCGGGAGAAAAUACAAUAAAAAAGCCAUAUCUUUGUUCAGUUUGUAGCAAACGAUUCACUUCGGAGACUAGGCUAACAAACCACAUGAAAACCCAUGAUAGAAAAGAGAUUCAUUGUCCUGAGGCUGAUUGUAACAAAAGGUUCUCAUUUAAGAGUGAUCUAUCAAGACACAUGAGGACCCAUAGUGGAGAAAAGCCCUUCCAGUGUUCUGUUUGUAGCAGACAAUUCAUAUGGAAGACUAGUCUAAAGUAUCAUAUAAAAACCCAUACGAAGGAAAAGUCAUAUCAGUGUUCUAAUUGUAACGGAAUGUUCUCAUGCAAGAAUGAGCUGAGAAUACACAUGAAGACCCAUAUUGGAGAAAAGCCUUUCCAGUGUUCUGAUUGUAACAAAAGGUUCUCAAGAAAAGGUUACCUAGAUAUGCAUUUGAAAUCCCAUACGGGAGAAAAGCUAUUCCAGUGUUCUCAUUGUAAUAAGAAGUUCUUGCUUGAAAGUCAACUGUCAGAUCAUAUGAAAAGCCAUUCGGAGAUAAAGCCGUUUCAGUGUUCUUUUUGUAGCAAACAGUGUUUUUGGAAGAAAAGUCUAACAUACCACCUGAAAUUCUGUGAUAAGACACAAGACAGAGGAGGAAAUACUAACUAUGAGUGCUCUGUUUGUAACAGAAUAUUCUCAACCAAGCAAAAUCUAACAAGACACAUGAGGACCCAUAGUGGAGAAAAGCCCUUCCAUUGUUCUGUUUGUAACAAAGGUUUAUCAAGGAAGAGUGUGCUAGAUAUGCAUAUGAGAACCCAUACAGGAGAAAAGACAUAUCUUUGUUCAAUUUGUAGCAAACAAUUCACUUGGAAGUCUAGUUUAAAGUAUCAUAUGAAAACUCAUUCUGUAUUAAAUCAAUUUUAGUAUUCUGUUUGAAGAAAAUUGUUCAUUUGAAAGAGUAGUCUAAUAUGACCUAUAAAUAUCCAUACUGUAGAAAAGCCAUAUCAGUCGAGCAAUAAUAAUAGUGGGUUCUUGGAUAGUGCUCAAGACAUGUCUUUUAGACUUGACACUCCUGGCGCUCCACGGCAUUAGCAAUAUUGGUGCUCUAGCAUUUCAAGGAAUUAAUUCCAUGCCAGAUACCCGUUUACCUCACCUGGGUCGAGUGAGGCAAAUGUAUAUUAAUGUCUCGUAAAAGAAUUAUUCACCAUCAAAGAUGGCACAGGUAGGCCAGAUUUUAAUUAAAAAACCCAAGUACUGUAAAUCUCCGUGUAUAAGACGCACCUGUGUAUAAGACGCACCCCUAUAUUUGGGGCAGAGGAUUUAAAAAAAAAAAAAAAUUUGCCCACUUUGUCUGCAGCAAGCCAGGUUCGUGUUAAAAAACCCACGCGGGGAAGGACUUGCAUUUAACUGCAAGGUGCAGUUUAAGGCGCCGAUUUGUGCUUGUGAACCUGUCACAAAUAAUAGGAACAAUGUCGUUUUUAAAAGAAUGUGUAAGAUCAAUAAUGUAAAUUAAAAACAGUAGAGGACCUAGUAUAGAACCUUGUGGUACGCCGUGUGUAAUAGAAGAAAAAUUGGAUAAAUUAUUAUUAUAAACUACAUAUUGAGAACUAUUUGAAAGAUUACUUUCUAACCAAGAUGACAGACAAAUUUGAGUGUUGUUCUAGUUUCCGAGUGGUGAGUCAACACAUCGAUUACUGAGCUGGGAGACAUUGCCAGGCAUAGCGCCAGGUGGAGGGACAUAAAUCGAAACUUUAAACAAAAAAGUGCGUCUCAUACACGGACAUUUACGGGGUAUUCAUUUUUCUCUGGUUGUAAUACUUGGCCGAAAUAAUUGUAUAUCCUACGUCGCAAUAAAAUCAGACAAUUUUAAGUGCCUUUA
Messenger RNA from Strongylocentrotus purpuratus (purple sea urchin), 5005 nucleotides. RefSeq names its product zinc finger protein 585A-like. The transcript has 4 exons. NCBI's taxonomy places the organism in Eukaryota, Metazoa, Echinodermata, Echinoidea, Camarodonta, Strongylocentrotidae. The coding region runs from base 1075 to 4050 and encodes 991 amino acids. The record is from RefSeq and is a predicted model, not a curated record.